AUGUUUUCCGCGCGUAUCGCUCUCCUCCUUUAUCUCAGUCGUUCCUUUCAACUUGUUAGCUGGUUGUGGUACCACAUUCGCUUUUUGCUGGUACAUUUUCCUAACUCGCUGUCCGGCCUUCAGAGGCAGACACAAGAUGAUCCUCCGUCGAUUUCUUCCAAUCGCUUCCGCGUUCUCCUUGUUCUCGCAGGCAUGCAACGCUCAAACUAUUACUCUGACAACUCAUUCAUUCAGUCGACCGUGACUGUUCAGCCUACACCAUGGACCGAUGCCGCAGCCAAUGGUGGUGCACCCUUCGUGAUUCGACUACAGCAAGUCGAUACCUCUGGCUACCCUGACCAAGAUACUGCUCCGUACUGGUUGACUGCUAAUGGAAACACGACUACCAACCAGUCGGUGGCGGCAGUUUACACGAUCAACGAAGGGCGACUUGCUAUUCUCAAUGGCAGUCAUGUUGCGACAAACUUCAACGUUGUUGAUCAAGCAUUUGGCGUCACUGAUUACGAUCUGCCUAUCAACACAACCUUCACUGUCAACAACGGGAUGUUGAACUGGACCAACCCGCUCUUCACCAAUGGUACGGCUCAGUUCUACAAGUUGCCUCCAGGUCUACUUGACAAUGCUUUGAUUCUGGCCAAGUUUCUCGGUCCCAUGGAGGCACAGAGAAGCUGGAGUCCUGUCAUACUCUAUGUUGAACCUGUGACCAACAAUGGCAUAGGGGUAGCAUCUUCUUCGACUUCUUCUGGGGCUUCGGGGGCUCAAUUGAGUACCGUAUCAAAUCUCUUGCCAGGUGGCGGUAGUUCAUCGCCAGCAGCAGUCGUGGCAUCCUCAAUUGCGUCCGAAUUAUCAUCACAGAUGGCUUCAUCUGUUUCGUCGAUGGGCUCGAUGUCUAGUCCUAUGACUCCUGGCAUGUCUUCAAGCAUGAUGUCUAGCCCAAUGGCAUCUGGAAUGUCUUCAGGCAUGAUGUCUGCUCCUUCGAUGAUGGAGUCCAUGACAUCGUCCUCGGCGAACGCUGUUAUGGAACCCAGCUCAGCUAUGGGUGGCAGUUCAGCCAGUACUCCUCUCAGCAGUUCGGCAUCGAUCAGCGGAAUUGGCCCUGUUGUUGUACCAAGCUCGAGCACCGCCAGUUCUGCUGCUUCGGCGAGCAGUAUGCCUCCUCAAACCACUUACUCCUGCCCUGUCAACAAUGGACAGACAGUUCAGUCGAACAUGGGAGGCACCUACCAACUUGGCUGCAAUGAAGCUUUGUCCGGUGGUGCAGCUACUCAAAUCGCUGGUUCAGCUACCAAUCUCAAUGGCUGUAUGACACUCUGCGAUCAGACCAAUGGUUGUACGGCAUGGACCUUCGAUGGUGUUAGCAGCUGUUACAUCGAAACUGGCACCUCUUCCUCCGGCAUCACGUUUCAACCUUCUACGACACAAGGCACCGUUUCUGGUAUCAGAAAUGUGCCGGCUCAUCCUGGCAGUGUUGCAAGCACCUCUUCCGGCGCCUCAAUGGCUUCUUCCGCUGGUCAGCCCGCCUCUUCUGGCAUUUCGAUGAUGUCCUCUGCGAGCCACUCUGUUUUGUCAGCCUUGAGUACAGGUUCAUCGUCAGUUGUUGGAGUCUCCUCCAUUGCUUCCAUUCUUUCCUCUGUAGCUUCAGGCUCAUCGUCGCUUGCUGUUUCGAGCCAUGCUCCGAGUGUGACAUCGAGCGCUUCAGCCAUGAGCAUGUCUUCUGUUGCUUCUCCUGUAUCUUCUGCUACAGGUGUAGUCAGUGUUUUAUCAUCUAUGGCUAGUAGCAGCUCGAUCUCCACGACGCCUCUUAUCUAUAUAUCCAUAGGCGGCCCCGGAGGAAGUGCCGGUUCAGUUUCCACAAGCAUGACCACUUCAAUGCCUACAAGCGGUAUCAGUUCGACUUCUACCACUGUUGUCGGUUCUGGAAGUGGUUCGUCUCUCUCUAGUGGUUCAGGCACUGUCACAAGUACAGGUUCAGCCCCAGGUGCGACCGUGUCGCAGACCAGCUACUCAUGCCCAGCAAACAACGACCAAACGGUCGUUGAUGCUAACGGAGCCACCUAUCUUAUUGAGUGUGGCUCAGACACGACAUUGGGUGGCAUCAAUUAUGGCUCUUCACCAGACUUUAAUGGCUGUAUGACAAUCUGCGACGGUGUUGAUGGCUGUGGUGGUUUCACGUACAACGGAAAUUGCUAUCUCAAGAACCCCGGCUCUGUUGGAAGCAUUCAAUUCGUUCCUAAUGCUGGUCCGAACUAUGUUGGCGGUAUCAGAAACGGUGUCGUUGGCGCUACAUCGACCACUUCUUCAGCACCGUCCGCUACUGUAUCGCUGACCGCCUAUUCGUGCCCAUCUGUUGACAACCAAACAGUCACCGAUGGUAAUGGUGCUAGCUACGAGAUCAGAUGUGGCUCGGACACGACCCUCGGCGGCGUUCUAGCUGGACCCUCACCAGAUUUCAAUGGAUGUCUGCUUUAUUGCGACGCCAGUUAUGGUUGUGGUGGUUUUGUCUACAACGGAAACUGUUAUCUGAAAAAGCCUGGCAACGCAAACCUUACAUUCAUACCUGCCGGUGAGAAUUCUGUUGCCGGUAUCAGGAAUGGACUGGCUUAUGGCUCCGGCCCGCCUCCAACUAGUACUCAGGCAACACCUACUUCUGCCGCUACUGGUGGUCCACCCAAGUGUCCCGCUAUGAAUGGCACAACCAUCACGGACUCCAAUGGUGCUCAAUACAGCAUCUCGUGUGGCAGUAACAGUGAUGGUGCACUCAUCUCUGUCGUUGCUGCUAAUGGCCAGGGCAUUAACGGAUGUUUCGCUGCUUGUGACAGCACUUCAGGUUGCGGUGCUUUCGUCUACUCGGGGGAUAGUACUAUGACCAUGGGCACCUGCUAUUUGAAGCAGUCUGCUGGCGCUACAUCAAGUGACAGUGGAAACACAAUCGCCUUGGCUAUCUUGGUCUCUCCUGCCACUGUUUCUGUAUCAAUGUAUCCUUCGACUGCAUCCACGCCUGCGGCUGCUGCUGCUUCAAGUGGUGGCAGCACUGGGGCCGGAAGUGGAAGUGGAAGUGGCUCUGGAGCUGCAGUGAGCAGUGCAAGUAGUAGCCCUGCUGCAAGCUCACCUGUCUGUACCGGUCCUCCUCUUCCCUCCGGAAGUGGUAGCUCUACAGUCGUCAACCCUGAUGGCUCAACGUCCACUUACAACGGUCUGCUGCCCAGUCCGACGCGCUGUGACUUUGGUGAUCCGAUCGACACUGAUGAAGACGACUCGUACUGUGAGAUCGAUCUUCCUUUCCAGAUGACGAUGUACGGUGGAUCCUCGUCCGCUACCUUCCCCUCCACGAAUGGUCUUCUCUCAUUGGUCUCGGGCACCACCGACUACGACAGCAGUCCCGGCCUUCCCAACCCUUACAUCCCGUUGUACGCCGCAGCUCCCUUCUUCGAUGAUCUGUUCAAAACGGGAUCCGAUCUCGAGCAGGGUAUCUUCUACACCUACACAUCCACGGCUGUCACUUACGAGUACCGUCUUAUUCGCGCUGGCACUACUGAGACUUAUCACUUUACCGUCAGCUAUGACAGUACCAAUCCAGGUGUCUUUGUCUAUAGAUACUACGAUAUUGGUCAGGCUCAAGGAUCGGCCAGUGCAGCCAUUGGUAUCCAAGGAUCGACCGAUGGUAGCACGCAAGUUGCGGUUCAAUUCUCCAACCAGCGUUUGGGUGCUGUUGUGGCCAAUUCGACAUUGACAUGCGAUACCGCCACCACCCCAGCCACUUGUGUCCUUUCCUGUUAA
Messenger RNA from Aureobasidium melanogenum CBS 110374, 3777 nucleotides. RefSeq lists its product as uncharacterized. NCBI's taxonomy places the organism in Eukaryota, Fungi, Ascomycota, Dothideomycetes, Dothideales, Saccotheciaceae. The record is from RefSeq and is a predicted model, not a curated record. The transcript is spliced from 3 exons. The coding region runs from base 1 to 3777 and encodes 1258 amino acids.